Amphibalanus amphitrite is the source of this 975-nucleotide messenger RNA. Its product is annotated as succinate dehydrogenase assembly factor 2, mitochondrial-like. The transcript has 4 exons. The coding region runs from base 262 to 768 and encodes 168 amino acids. The record is from RefSeq and is a predicted model, not a curated record. Gene Ontology annotation, cellular component: mitochondrion. NCBI's taxonomy places the organism in Eukaryota, Metazoa, Arthropoda, Thecostraca, Balanomorpha, Balanidae. Gene Ontology annotation, biological process: mitochondrial electron transport, succinate to ubiquinone; protein-FAD linkage; tricarboxylic acid cycle.
GUAAAUUGCUAGGCAACUCGCUACUUUUCCGAAUAUCGAAGCUGAUUGCUAGGCAACGCGCUUUUCGAAAGAAGCACAAAUUCAUCACUUCCUGCUUUCGAACAAAAAUGCGAUAUGCGGAACUUUGUUUUGGGUCUGAGAUCAUUACGUAAUGUCAAUGUAUUGUUCUUCUAUCGUGUAGAAGAGGUCUGCUGAACGAAAAUAGCCUUGACUCUUGAUUAUCGUUAUAUUUAUAUUUGAGAGGCUGUCAGUCUGUGAGCAAUGUCUCUGAGCUGGAGGUGUGCCGUGACCCUGGGCCGUCUGGUGCCUGCUGCCCGCCCAGCCGUGCUGGUACCGUCGAUGCGCUGCUCCUCGACGUCGACCCCGGGCGGCUCCGACUCCGGCCUGUAUGAACCUGAGGGCAUCAAGGAGCCGUGGAUCCCCGAGUACCAGCCGAGGGCGGACGAGCACACGGAGACCAAACGUUCCAGGCUGCUGUACCAGUCUCGGAAGCGCGGUAUGCUGGAGAACGGCCUGGUACUGAGCACCUUCGCCAGCCGCUACCUGGCCGGCAUGACCGAGACGCAGCUGGACGCCUACGACAAGCUCAUCAACCAGCCGUCCAACGACUGGGACAUCUACUACUGGGCCACCGGCGUCCGAGAAACCCCGGCCGAGUUUGACGGCGAGAUCAUGACCCUGCUGAAGGAGUUCAUCAAGAACAAGGACAGGGAGAGCCGGAUAGCCCAGCCGGACCUCUACGAAAAGUUCGAGGACAAGGCGCAGUGAGAGAAAAGUCGAAUGAGCUAAGUUAAGUUGAUGAGGUGUGGACUGUGUACGAGGGUCUGCUGUUUAGGUUCAAGGUGCUUCGAGCUCGCGUCAAUGUAUACAUGGUACAAGUCUUAGCUACGAGCUCGUAUGUGAACUAUUUCUUUGUGACUUAUCACAUAUUUACAUUGUAUGGAGUGAACGAAACAAAUAAAAUAUCGUAUUAUC